AUGAUAACAGACAAGUACAUUAUCCAUUGUUUCCAUCAAGUUGAUCAGAACUUAGAAGCGUGUCUGCAACGCUUCUCGUUGGGGCCAGCGCAAACAGUACAGGCAUCGGAUAAUGCCAAGCUCCAACGCCUGCAAGAGGACUUACUGGAGAUCAAGGCUAUUAUCACCAAGAUCACAGACGCAGCGCAAGACGCAGUAUCCAGGCGAUACUUGGACAUCGACUAUGAUACAAUUCUGAGAGUGAUCAAGAAUCUUCCCGAGGCACAACAGGAUCGUGAGCUAACACAGAUAGAAGUUAUUGUAAAGAACUCCAUUUCUGAAUAUGUGAUACUGAUAUGUUACUACACUAUUACCAAUGAAUGUUUGUCGUUUCUACCGGUAGCCUAUGAUACUCGAAACUAUUAUCAAAAUGUGGGCGAUUCUAAAGUGAAGUCCCUGCUGUAUUCGCUGCAGAAUUCGCCCGCGAAGCUGUUCGACUUUGGGAGACAAGUCUAUGAUAAGAUAGACAAAUUAAACGCAUAUCAAUCAACUAGCAAACUAUCCCUGGAAACUUUGCGGAAGUUUGGUUAUGAUAUCGUUGAUGAGUUAAGGCCCCAGUUCAGUAGAGCGAUGAUGGUACGCAACUUUCAGCUGGUUGGACUCCCAUUAGAAUCAAGGAGAUGGGUUUCUCUCGUGUUUGAUCUUCCUCGCGCCAUGAUUCGCGAUGAACUGCAUAAGAAGACUGAAUCGCUUGAUAACUUAACCAAGGAAUAUACUAGCAAGCUUGGUAGAUUAAUCAGUGAAUUUCAGAAGAGCCAGUGUAGCCAGGACCCAGCUGAUAAGGCUAAACCAAACGCCUUGAAGAAAUUUCUGAAGCUGCCCAGCGAAAGCACUUUAUCUGACGUGGCUCAACAAACUAUGAGAUUCCACUCUGAGAUCAAGGCUAUGCAAGUUCAGAAGCCGGGGAAAUUGAUAAGAUACUGGCCAACUGCUCUCCUCAGUUUAGCAUACGGACCAAUUUCCCUGUUAUACUUAUGGGAUGCGAGGUAUAGAAUCUUACAGUUCUUUCAGGAAAACGUUGUUGAUUUCGCAAAAGGACUGCUUUACAACUGGGUAUACGUACCUUUGAAACACGUUUGGGCCACUGUGAGGCAUGACGAGGACAGCUCUAUGGCUGUAAUGUCAAAAGGUACAUUGGACUCGGAAGUUAAUUCUCUUACUCGAAUGAUUGUAAGUUUUGUCAAUGAAAACUCUGGUUCCCCAGUCAACGAUGAAGUGCUUAUUGAAAAAGUGCAGCAAGGAGAUCUGACCAAAUUCAUGGAAAUUUACGAAACUCAGUUGAGACAUCCGAUCAGGAACAUAGUCUCCGGAGAUCUUGUGCGGUCGCUAUUAAUCCAGGUACAAAAAACAAAGGUCGACGGUUCCCUAGCGCUGAACGGAAUCGAUAAAAUGCUGCAGUCUCAGCAACUUGUCUUCGGCGUUGUGGCCAUCUCUCCCGCACUGCUGAUCCUAUACACUACUACCGUAUGCCUAUUCAGACUGAUUAAAUUGGGAACCGUCUGGUCCAAUAUGCAGGAGUACAGGGAAAAGCUGAGCACCAGCCUCAACAAUCUUGAAAGGAUACUCAAUUACGCAGGCAACGAGGAUGAUGAAAAGUACCUGAACCAGGGAUUGCUCACCAUAGAAGUCUGCAAUGUGGCAAAGUUGGGGACUCUUCUAAUCCCCAAGCAACGGCAUAACGAGUGGCUCAGAGAUGUCGAGGAAGUAGCGGACUUCAAGCUUGUUGAGGAGGCAAAAUUCAAAGUAAUAAGCAGGAUAUACCAUGUUUACGGCAGAUACUUCUGA
Torulaspora globosa is the source of this 1824-nucleotide messenger RNA. It is a transcript of the gene NCA2, whose product is annotated as Nca2p. The record is from RefSeq and is a predicted model, not a curated record. The transcript has a single exon. NCBI's taxonomy places the organism in Eukaryota, Fungi, Ascomycota, Saccharomycetes, Saccharomycetales, Saccharomycetaceae. Bases 1 to 1824 code for a protein of 607 amino acids. Gene Ontology annotation, cellular component: mitochondrial outer membrane.